This is a messenger RNA of Aspergillus puulaauensis, 1164 nucleotides long. RefSeq names its product putative cell division protein kinase (Ctk1). Gene Ontology annotation, molecular function: ATP binding; cyclin-dependent protein serine/threonine kinase activity. Gene Ontology annotation, biological process: protein phosphorylation. Bases 1 to 1164 code for a protein of 387 amino acids. Gene Ontology annotation, cellular component: nucleus; cytoplasm. The transcript is spliced from 5 exons. Lineage: Eukaryota; Fungi; Ascomycota; Eurotiomycetes; Eurotiales; Aspergillaceae. The record is from RefSeq and is a predicted model, not a curated record.
AUGGAUUGGAAAAGGAGUCUUAGCUUCACAGAUCGACUCAGAACUAUCCAAUCGCUGACGACGGCUUACCAACAAGCCUCAUCUUCGGCUGCAUUCGCCGAAGCACAGACACAGGCAAGAAAACUCGAGGGCGAGGCAUAUGAACAAGCUGCCUCGAAGGAAGAAUAUGAUCAACUCUGCCAAAAAGCGGUUGAUGCGGCCGAAGCCACCGUAUCUGAACCAUCUAAGGGCGAGCUAGAGGAUGACACAACCACUUCGAACCAAAAGCCUGGCGAGACAAUAGGUCAGUAUCAAGGGUGUCUUCAUUAUUUUGAUGGUCUUCAUUCAACAAUAUAUAAAUCCAAGUCAAAGGAUGGUGCCCUCGUUGCGCUGAAAGUCACAACACCACACCUACUAGAGCCACCACACGAUGCUCAUCGUGAGGCUCAGCUCUUGCGCGAGGCAGUUAGCGAGCGUAUAAUACCGCUUUUGGAAACAUUCAAGCUUGACGGUGGCCGAUUUAUUCUUGUGUUCCCUUUCAAACGACAUGAUCUCGAGACUUUACUCCGCCGAGGGGUCUUAACAGCCGCAAGCACUAGAUCUAUCCUGCGCGAUAUGUUCAGUGCAUUGGCGUCUAUCCAUAAACUAGGAAUUAUACACCGAGAUAUUAAACCGGCAAACAUUCUCCUUGAUUCCCCUAGCGGUCCAGCCUAUCUAGCGGAUUUUGGGAUAGCCUGGCGAGAAGGAAGCAUAGAAGCGGAGCCCGCAGACAAAAAGAUCACUGAUGUCGGGACCACAUGUUAUAGACCGCCGGAGAUAUUAUUUGGGUUUAAAGGGUACGGAAUAGCUCUUGAUCUUUGGGCCGCUGGGUGUGUUGCUGCAGAGGCAGUGGCUGUUGGGCACAAACAACUGUUCGAUGCUGGCCCUGUUGGAAGUGAUCUGUCCCUUAUCCAAUCUAUUUUCACCACCCUGGGCACUCCGGAUGAACAAACGUGGCCGGGGACUGAGAAACUUCCGGACUGGGGCAAAAUCGAAUUCUACAAGUACCCGGCCAAGAGUUGGGAUCAGAUCCUUCAAGGAUCCUCUUCUAAUGGACGAGACCUUGUGAGUAAAUUAAUCAUUUAUGAAAGUGGCCAACGCCUUUCUGCUGCGGACGCCUUGAUGCAUCCGUAUCUUUCUAUCUAG